Messenger RNA from Fusarium keratoplasticum, 267 nucleotides. RefSeq lists its product as uncharacterized. The coding region runs from base 1 to 267 and encodes 88 amino acids. Lineage: Eukaryota; Fungi; Ascomycota; Sordariomycetes; Hypocreales; Nectriaceae. The record is from RefSeq and is a predicted model, not a curated record. The transcript has a single exon.
AUGAGUCCAUCAUCAAAGGAUCAGAAGGAAAGAAAGCCAAAGACCCCAGUGCCGACCCCUCCUUGGUCGGUGAGAGCUCUAUCAUGGCUAGCAGGAGGUCACCCAGUCAAGGUUGUGUAUAGAGUGAAGGAGGUGCCCAAACCCAAAACCAAUGAUCCCAAGCCUGAUGAUCCCAAGCCUGAUGAUCCCAAGCCUGAUGAUCCACCUGAAGGGGGAUCUGGCAAGCCAACUGAAGAGGAGCCGGAGAAGCCAGCUGAGGGAGCUUAA